AUGCACAACCCUAGGUUGUUUGACAACAUUGUUAAGGGUCAAGCCAUGAGACUUUCACGACUUUGCUGUGAAGACUCAACUUUUAAUAAUGAGUUAGAAGAACUCAAACAAGAAAAGAAGUACAGUACCCUUGAGGAGGAACAGUUUCGAAGACUGAUUUGGGAAGACACAUGGAAAAAAGUAUCGGAACACAACAUGCUGGCUGAGCAAGGGGAAAAAAGUUACUGGAAGGAAACAAACUAUUUUGCUGACAUGACAUCCAAAGAACUGUCAUCAUAUACCUGCACACCCAUGGAGCUGUUUCACAAAAGCUGCAGUGGGGAACCAGUGAUCCAGGUGCUGCCUCAUGCGAAGAACAUAGAUUGGAAAAAGAAAAAGUGUGUUACCCCUGCCAAGAAUCAGACAAGUUCAUGUCACUCCUGCUGGAUUUUCUCUGUGGUUGCAGCCAUUGAGUCUCGGUACUGCAUUAGACACAAGCAGUUGUACAAUCUGAGCGAACAGCAGGUCAUGGACUGUGGAGGUUUUAAAAACCCUUGUAAACCCCACUAUUUAGAAGAAGCCAUAGACUAUAUCAAGAAAGCUAAGGGGCUAAUGAAAAAGGAAGAUUAUCCUUACAUUGGGCACAAAUCUCCAAAUGAAUUAUGUCUUUUCUACAAGCGCAAGAGUGUUCAAAUUAAGAAUCUUCAAUGUAAGAGAAUCACACGUGAAGAAGAUAUGGCUACAGCAGUUGAAAAAAGAGGGCCGAUCACAUUUGCCAUGAAAAUACCACCAGACUUUUAUCAGUUUUCAGGAAAUGGUAUCUUUGAUGACCUCCACUGUUGUAUGUAUAACCAUAGCAUUCACGCUAUGACAAUAGUUGGUUUUGGACAGGAAGAGGGUGUUGACUACUGGCUAAUAAAGAACAGCUGGGGAAGAAAAUGGGGAUCUGCUGGUUUUGCCAAGAUACGAAGAAAUGUCAGACUUUGUGGAAUCGGUGAAUAUGUCCUGGAACUUGACUUUCAGUGAUGCAAAUGAAUUAAGUGCUAUUUUGUUUAAUAAUUUAGGUGAUGCAGACAGCUUAAGCAACACUGUUAUUAAAAUGAUUUUGUUUGCGUAUUAUUGCUGAUAAUGUAGCAUUGUGAUAAUAAAAUGAUUAGCCUGGCUGGUGCACGUUGUUACCAGCAAACACUCUGCUGCUCAGUGCAUUUGCUUAGUUUCCAUACAGCUUUGAGCUCAUGCACUCCUGUUAGCUAGCGUUUCUCCCUCUGUAAAGUUACAUCUGGAAUUUUCUCUCUUACUUAACAAUGGGCACACUUUUUCCUGCUGCUGCUAUCUAGAAGUCUAGACUUAUUAAAUUGAUUGGUGAUUUUAUUGAGUUUUAUGUGAACUACAUUACACCUUUGGGUUAUAUGAAUAAAGAAUCCAACACUUGGACCAGUCUUAAGAAGAAAAAAUAAAAUCAAUGAAUGGCAGCUACAGAUAGUUCAAUUGCAUUUCAUGUGAAAAUGUCAUCAUGGGAUGAUUACUGUAAAAGACUAGACUAUAUAUAUAUUUUUACAGUGAUAUAAUAAAUGAAGA
Protopterus annectens (West African lungfish) is the source of this 1557-nucleotide messenger RNA. RefSeq names its product ervatamin-B-like. Gene Ontology annotation, cellular component: lysosome. The coding region runs from base 1 to 1005 and encodes 334 amino acids. Gene Ontology annotation, biological process: immune response. Gene Ontology annotation, molecular function: cysteine-type endopeptidase activity. Lineage: Eukaryota; Metazoa; Chordata; Ceratodontiformes; Protopteridae. The transcript is spliced from 7 exons. The record is from RefSeq and is a predicted model, not a curated record.